AUGAAUACAGGUGAUGACGAAGCUUGGAGUAGUGGAGAGUCAGAGCCUGAAGAAGAUGUUAUUACAGACAGAAGUAUUGCUUGUGAUGUUGAUUUACUUGAUUACAAACGUGAUGAGAAUAUACUAGAUGUACACUAUGAUCCUUAUUUUUACCCAUCUAUAAAAACUUUUACUGGUGAAGCACAACAAAAUCCCGAACCGGAUCGAAUACAUAUGAAGCCGUGGACUCCUAUUACUGAAGACGAAUUAUGGAUAAUGAUUGCUUUAUCAAUAAACAUGGGACAUGUUGUAAAAAGGCACCUAAAGAAUUAUUGGAGCCAAGAUCCACUGCUGUACACUCCAAUAUAUGGCGGAAGUUUAUCUCAAAAUAGAUAUGUUCAAAUUUUACGAUACCUUCACUUUUCUAAUAAUAAAGAAGUUUCCAAUCAUCCUUUGAAAAAAAUCAAACCAGUGAUAGAUCAUUUGAAAGAAAAGUUUAGUAAUACUAUUAUUGCUAGUGAAAAACUUUGCAUUCACGAAAGUUUAGUCUUAUGGAAAGGGAAGCUAAAAUUCACACAAUUCUUACCAUUGAAGAGACACCGAUUUGGUAUGAAGAUAUUUGAAUAA
Pseudomyrmex gracilis is the source of this 606-nucleotide messenger RNA. Its product is annotated as piggyBac transposable element-derived protein 4-like. The transcript has 2 exons. Bases 1 to 606 code for a protein of 201 amino acids. The record is from RefSeq and is a predicted model, not a curated record. NCBI's taxonomy places the organism in Eukaryota, Metazoa, Arthropoda, Insecta, Hymenoptera, Formicidae.